Molecule: messenger RNA, 4478 nt
Organism: Closterium sp. NIES-67
Lineage: Eukaryota; Viridiplantae; Streptophyta; Zygnematophyceae; Desmidiales; Closteriaceae
Source: the annotation of a GenBank genome assembly
AAGCCAUGACCACAGACUCGUUUCUACUGAACGUGUUGCUUGGCGAUUCUAAGCGUAUGGUCUGAGAGGUGACCGAAUUAUAGGUUUCGACUACUAUGGUUAUUAGCAUGUGACUCUUGGUUUCUAGGCUUGCUCUUCCUGAAUGGUAGUUGUUUCAUAAGGAUCGAAGCGGAAGCCCAACAUCAUCAGUUCCAUUAUGGUGUUAGGUUGCUGGAGAUAAUGCGGAGCCGAGACGCUUUCGCUAGACUAGUAGGCUUAUCAUGGGGGGUUACCUGGAGACUAAGAUACAUCUAGACGUCUCGCGUUCUCUGCCUUGAUUAGUGGGAACAGGAGGAACGGCCAUGAGAUCGCGAUUCUGUUGUUGAAUGUCUAACAUUCACAUUCCAGCUCUAGUUUUUCUACAGUCAGACGAGAGAAUAGGAUAAAACGGCGUCGCACCGAGGCCAUGUAUAUCGCGUACGGAUGGCCGAAGGUUCUCCGAACGACUCGCGGUCCCGACGAUCCAGUGGUCCACGUGGAGAUCAGCGGUGGGCUCUUGAUCGUCGUUCACUCCUCCUGCAUUCAACUAUGGACCUCAGGCCAGCACCGGGUGAAGCUUGGCGAAUUCGUGCGAGAUGACAAGUCGCUGGAAGAAGACGGGGGCAAUGCUCAUGCCAUAUGGAACGAAGCUGUCGAGACCCUCGCUGUGCUGACGGCGGGCAGCGUGCUUCAUUUCUACGAUGUGCGCACCACUCCCAAGCCGCUGCGCCUGGUGUCGCCAGACUCCCCCCCCUCGCUGCUCGCCCUCAAGUUCCGCUCCUCCACGCGCGUGCCGCUCUUCGGGGAAGACGUCUCAAUCAACGGCAUGGUGGCCGACGAGGACCACAUUCUGCUGGGCCUGUCCAGUGGCCGCCUGCACCUUGUUUCCUGGCGGGGGCAGCUGCGCGGCACAGCGGACCUAUGGCGCAAGCACAGCCGGGAGGUGAUCGGCCCCAUGUACGUGCCCGAAGCCAACGGCCUCCCAAGCACCCCCCACUCCCCGCGCUCCUCCCCCCUCUCCUCCUCCUCCUACCCCUACCCCUCCUCCCCGCCCGCCCUCAAUGCUGCCCUUCCCACCACCCCAAACGGCCGCAGCAGCUUCACGGGGUCAGACCCAGGCGGAGGGGCAGGGGGAGCAGGAGCAGGAGCGGGAGGGGGAGGAGUGGCGCAGAUGGUAUACUCCCCGUUGUUACGCCUGAUAGCAGUGGUGCUGCUAGACGGGAGAGUGGUGCUGUGCUCUACUGGGGAGAGGGGGCUGAGGCCCGUGGAAGAGGUGACUCCAGAGAAGUGGGUGGGUGUGGUGGACGCCGCCACAGUGGCUGUUGGGGCCAGGCAGCAGCUGCUGGCCGUGGGCAGCAGGAGAGGCACGGUCGAGCUGUUUGACCUCGCCCGGAGCUCCUUGCAUCUACGCACCAUCUCUCUCUUUGACUGGGGCUACUCACUAGAAGACACGGGAGCAGUUGCCUGCAUAUGCUGGUCGCCGGACAACCUGGCGUUUGCCGUGGGGUGGAAACUAAGAGGGCUGGCAGUGUGGUCCGUGUCUGGCUGCCGCCUCAUGUGCACCAUCCGCCAGGGCUCCAUGAGCCUCCUCCCGCCCUCCUCCUCCUCCUCCUCCUCCUCCUCCUCCACCAUCCCCACUGCUACUCCCGCCACCACCACCACCACCACCACCCCAACCUCCUCCUCCGCUUCAGACCCAGCCUCUACCCCAGGCUCGGCAGCAGCAGGAGCCGCUACAGCCGGGUCCGCUACAGCCGCAGUGGUUCGGAGCAGCGAGCCAAUGGUGGGGGGAGUGGCAGCUGUAGCGUGGGGGGAGGAGGGGUACCAGCUGGUAGCAGCGGAAGCAGGGGUGGUGGGGGAGGUGGCGGCGGGGGUGAGGGGGAGGCAGGCGGGGCGGCUGGUGCAGUUUGCGUUCGCGCGGCAGUGCUCGAGCAAGGCAGUGGCGGGGAGCUCCCAUGUGUGGCAGGCCAUGGCGGGGGCGGACAGGGUACUGCUGGUGCAGAGCAACGAGGAGGAGGAGCUGCGGGUGCAGCACUUGGUGAUCCCGCAAACGUACAUGGGGGUCAACUGGCCCGUGCGGCACGUGGCAGCGAGCGACGACGGGUCGUACCUGGCAGUGGCGGGGCGGAGGGGCGUGAUUCUGCACAACCUGCGGUCGAAGAAGUGGCGCGUGUUUGGAGAUGUGAUGCAGGAGAGGGCCAUCAAGUGCGAGGGGCUGCUGUGGCUCGGAAAGAUCAUCAUUGUGUGCAACCACAGGGUUGCCUCGCACUCCUACGAGCUCUGCCUCUACCCCCGCUUUCACCUGGACGAAUCCUCCCUGCUGUGCCGCCACCCGCUCCCUGCCCGCCCCCUGGCUCUGGACGCAUGGGGCGAUUACAUCCUGGUGGCCACGCCGCCCUUUGACAUCCGCGUGUACCACAUGCACGUGGAUGGAGACGUGUCUCCGCUGCACCUGCCCACAGUGCAGUUGCGCACAGUAAGAGAGCUCUCAAUCAUGUCAGCCCGCAAGCCCCUCGUCUCCAUGCGUUUCGUCCCGCGCACAGGAGUGGGGGAGAUGCAGGGGGGGGGGGACCAAGAGGCAGAGGGGAUGGGGCAAGGCGCAGGCAGCAGCAGCAGGGCAAAGGGCUCUAAACCUGGCGGCGGGGGGCUAAGAGACUCUAAAGCGAGUGGCAACGGUGGGGGAGUAAGGGAUCCACUGGCAGCGGCGAUGAGGCGGCAGCCGACCAAGUGCAUGCUGCUGCGCACCGAUGGGGAUCUCUCAUUGCUGGAUCUGGACAGUGGCAGUGAGAGGGCGCUGGUGGCGGGCGUUGAGAACUUCUGGUUGACUCAGGGUGGGGACGAGGCUGCUGCUGCGCUCAUUGAGGAGGUGCCCUGGUGGGCGUAUGGGCACAGAGGCAUGCAGGUGUGGUACCCCUCUCUGUACCACGAUGCAUCCGGCCAGCCGUCAGAGGUGCAGCAGUUGGACCCAGAGCUCGACUUCGACCGAGAGGUGUACCCGCUGGGGGUGUCGCCUGCAGCGGGGGUGAUAGUGGGCGUCAGUCAGCGCCUGUCACUCUCCUCCUGCGCCGAGAUGCCAUGCUUUGAGCCCACGCCACAGGCGCAACCCAUCCUGCCGUGCCUGCUACGGCACCUGCUGCAGCGCAACAAGAUGGAGGAGGCCAUACAGCUGGCGCGCCUCUCUGCCACGCGCCCCCACUUCUCCCACUCCCUCGAGUGGCUGCUCUUCACCAUCUUCGAUGCCGAGACGUCCAGUGCCAGUGCGCGGCGCCGGCGCAAGGAGGUGAAGAAAGGGCCAAGCCUGUUGGACCGGGCGUGCGAGCUGAUUCGGCACUUUGGGGAGUACCGGGACGUGGUGGUCAGCGUGGCCAGGAAGACUGACAGCAGACACUGGCCUGAUCUGUUCGCCUCUGCUGGCAACUCAAACACGCUCUUUGAGGAGUGCUUCGAGAACAAGCAGUAUCGUACAGCCACAUGCUACAUUCUGGUGGUGGAAAAGCUAGAAGGCCCCACCAUCGGCCAACAAAGCGCCCUGCGCCUCUUGCAGGUGGCGUUGCAAGAGUCGAUGUACGACCUCGCAGGCGAGCUGGUCCGCUUCCUGCUGCGGUCGGGGCGGGAGUACAGCCAAGCAGUGGAGGAGGACGAGAGGGCCAGUGAGAGCCUGCUCAAGAGCUUCUUUACCUUCGGCUUCACCUCCACAGCGCCCAAGGCUCGGGGGGACGUGCUGCACACGACGGUGAAGCACAUAUUGGGGGAGAAGGCAACGGCUCUGAUGAGCAGCAAGGAGCUGCGGCAGCUGGUGGCGUUCGUUAAAGGCACCCAGUUCGACUUCACUGAGUUUCUUCGGUCGGAUCGGGGCAGGGCCAUUCGCUUGGAGGACUUCCCCACUGCGCUGCGCACCAUCCGCUUCAAGCUCGCCAUAGAGGGAAACCUGCAGAGCAGGCUAGAUGCGGAGUUCCUCUUGGCUCACGUGCGCACCGUGGGCUUCCAUGAGUGGACCGUGGUGCUCGCAACGCUGCUGCAGCGAUCAGAGGUGCUUGCAGAGCUCUUUCAGAAUGACAUGAAGCUGUGGACCGCUUAUGUGAGAGCGCUCAAGGCACAACCAAAUGCAUCGCAGUACGAUGAGCUGUUGGCGGCAGUGGAGCGGGACUUAACAGCCCAUUUGGGCCCUGAUCACUCUACUCUCUCCUCGACCGGUCUUGCUUUCCCUGCCACAGCUGCUCCAGCUAGGUGAUUUGUUCUCAGGCAAAAAAUGCCGACGCAUGCGUAUUUGGUUUAGUAACAAUUGACUUUUUGACGAGUGCAUAGUUGUGUGAUGUGCAUGAGCACAUUAUGCUUGAUUAGGCGAUUGAAGGUUUUCAAGGUUAGGAAGAGCAGUUAGCAGGCCUCAAAAUUGGUUUUAGGCCACUCUUAGGAAUCAGAGUGCCAAAAAAAAAUUACCCUGCCGGUCAGAGUACAAUUUU